UUUUUUUUAGAAAAUAUAUUUUCCAACAAAUGUCUCCCACCUGCAGAUAAACAUGAGUUAUUCCUUCCGUGUUUUCAGACUGCAAGGUUGACAGCAGCGUUUAACUAUGUGUGGACCCAUUUGUAGCCAAAGAAGUUCGAGUUUCACCCUAGAAUAAUAACUUAAGAAAAGUAAAAAGGAGACCGCUGUUAUGGCUACACUGAUGGAUCUUUGGAGCUAGUAUGCAUGUAUAGCAAAGAUUUCAUCUACAAGUCCUUCAUAAUUUUUGAGGUGACAUUAAGAAAUUAUAAACGAGAAAAACUUGUGUAUGUAUGGCUAGAAAGUGAAUGGAGGACGUGGCACACAAGGCAUCAAGUGAGAAAAGCUAAUGAAUGGAGCAGAAGAGCUCCGGAGCAGUGAUGGAAGAGUUUAAGACACAAAGGUUUCAACUGCUGGACCUGCCAUGGGAAGAUAUCCUAGUACCACAUAUUCUCCGUUUAGUGCCACUGCACCACCUUAUGCGACUCCAGACCGUCAGCAAGCAGUUUCAGGCACUCGUCCAAAUGUAUGUGGCCAACUGCCGCCACUUUACUGCUUCCCAGGUUGGUCCACAUCUACCACGGGAGGCAUUUUGCAAUAUGUUGAAAGAUAAUAAGGUACUGCAGGAGCUUGCCCUCAGUAUUUGCUCUGAUUGGCUGGCUGAUAAAGAACUGCUACCAGUUCUUGGACAAAACCAUCAUCUUUUGUGGAUUGACAUGACUGGCUGUGCACAACUAACACGACAUUCCUUGGUUGCUGUCUCUCUGAACUGUUCUAACCUUCAGCACAUCUCUUUGCGACAUUGUGAAUGGGUGGACAAUCUGUCUCUCCGUAGUUUAGCAGACCACUGCAGUAAUUUAGAGUCCAUUGAUUUAACAGCCUGCAGGCAAUUGAAAGAUGAAGCAGCAUGCUAUUUGGCUAAGAAGUGUGUAAAAAUGAGAAAUCUGUCAUUGGCUGUAAAUGCCAACAUAACAGAUACAUCUGUGGAGGAAGUUGCCAAGUCUUGCCCCUUGCUGGAACACUUGGACCUGACAGGUUGCUUACGUGUUCGCGAUGGUGCCAUAAGGACAGUAGCAGAGUACUGCACUAAAAUACAGUCCCUCAAGGUGAACCACUGCCAUAACGUCACAGAGUCAAGUUUAGGUAUCCUUCGAAAGAGAGAUGUAGAAAUUGAUGUGGCCCCACCACUCCAGAGAGCACUCGUUUUACUACAAGAUGUCGUUGGUUUUGCACCACUUAUUAAUCUUCAGAUUUAAGAACUACAUAAAUAAGAGUAGCACUGAUUGGCAGACUAAAAGAUGCCUAAAAUGGUGCUAAAAUUAAAUUUUCUUCAUCACUUUGUGUAGAUUACUGAAUAACAUUGCCAUUGAGAACAACGGAGAAAAUUAGGGAAUAUAUUAAGGACACAUCUGCACAAUAUAGACACCAGUGGUAAAAUAUGUGGUAGUGGCUUAAUUAUGAUUUUGGUAGUUUACGGUUUGAUUUGAAGAGAAGAAACCUUCAAGUAUUGGUCAGUCAUUAAAGCCCCCUUAGAAAGCUAAA
This is a messenger RNA of Protopterus annectens (West African lungfish), 1560 nucleotides long. It is a transcript of the gene FBXL15, whose product is annotated as F-box and leucine rich repeat protein 15. The record is from RefSeq and is a predicted model, not a curated record. Gene Ontology annotation, molecular function: protein binding. The coding region runs from base 372 to 1274 and encodes 300 amino acids. Lineage: Eukaryota; Metazoa; Chordata; Ceratodontiformes; Protopteridae. The transcript has 5 exons.